Messenger RNA from Microthlaspi erraticum, 1452 nucleotides. The record is from the annotation of a GenBank genome assembly. Lineage: Eukaryota; Viridiplantae; Streptophyta; Magnoliopsida; Brassicales; Brassicaceae.
AUGGUCUCCUGUAGAGGUUCCGAUGCAAAGGCGAUAGUCCGUAUCCUCACCGAGAGAUUUAUGGUAUCAAGUUUAUCUGUCGCAAGUCUACUUGGAGUAGCUGGUUUCGCCUUCGCCCUCAAAGACGGCAGAUUCCGCAACCUAAAUCUCUUCUCCGGUAGAAACGAAGACGCCGGAGAUGAUUCGUUUCUCGUACCUGGCCUUCAAAAUCUCGGCAACAAUUGUUUCCUCAACGUCAUCCUUCAGGCUCUCGCGAGCUGCAAAGAUUUUCGGAGUUUUCUUCAAUGGGUUUUGGAGGAUGCGAGAGAAGAAGACGAUGAACAGCUUCCUCUUACUUUCGCUUUGUCUAGUUUAUUAAAAGAGCUCUCCAAAGUUGGAAGAAGACAAUCAGUAUCUAACCCUCGUAAUGUCAUGUCGGCAUUGACUGAUUAUGUCAGAAAUUUCAAUUUGACAAGCCAACAGGAUGCAGCAGAGGCUCUUCUUCAUCUGAUUUCUUCUUUGCAAGAAGAGAUUGUAGGUUGUUAUCGUCCCACAAAUAGUAGCAAUCUAUCGGAUAUAAUGUUUUCUCGAAACUUGAGAAUGGUUGCGCCUAGUGAAGGUCUCCAUGGAUUGAUAGAGCUCAAGAGGUGGCAUAAACAUUUGCGUGGACCGUUCGAUGGGAUUCUUGGUAGUACAUUGAUGUGUCGAAUUUGUUCGUCUCAGAUAUCGUUGGAGUUUCAGUUUUUUCAUACUUUGUCUCUUUCUCCUUUACUCCAUCCUGGUGGUGGUUCCAACAUUAUGUUCGGAUGCACAUUGGAGAACUGCUUGAAGAAGUUCCUUGACGCCGAGAAAGUGGAAAACUACUUCUGCCAUAGAUGCUGGCAUGGUGCUGCACUCAAAUAUUUAACUGUGACAGGAGCAGCUGAGACAGAUAUCGAAAAACUCAAGAGCUGUAGCGGAGAAGACCAAUGUGACUGUAAAACAUCUCUUCAUCUUGAAAGAAUGCCAUGGUCAAAUAGCUAUUCCCAUAUACUGAAGCAAUUAAUCAUUGCCCGUUUCCCAAAGCUUCUAUGUAUUCAAGUGCAACGUGCUUCGUUAGACAUGUUUGGAGAAUCUGUCAAGCUAACGGGACAUAUCGCAUUCCCGCUUGUCCUGGACCUCUCCUUGUUCACACCGUCUUCGAUAGGAUUGAACAUAGAAAAUAUUCAGAUGUCAGAGUACCAAAAGCCAGAAACAUCAAGUAACAGCGGCAUGUAUUAUAGGCUUGUGACGGUGGUUGAACAUUUUGGUAGAACCGGAAGCGGACAUUAUACUGUUUAUAGAAGUGUGAGAGUAGCGUCAGAAUCAGAGGAAGGGGAAGAAGAUUGUGAGGAUGUGAGCUGGUUUAGUAUAUCUGAUUCUGAAGUUUCUCGAGUUUCAGAGAGUGAUGUUCUUGGUGCCGAAGCUAGCUUGCUCUUCUAUGAGAGGCUUUGA